GCGGGGCUCUCCGGGGAACGCUCUGCUCCCGGGGGACCAUGGCAAAGCGGGUGGCCGUGGUGCUGGCUGGCUGCGGCGUGUUCGAUGGCAGCGAGAUCCACGAGGCUUCGGCCGUGCUGGUGCAUCUCAGCCGGGAGGGGGCUCAGGCUGAGGUUUAUGCUCCCAACAUCCCCCAGAUGCACGUGGUGGACCAUGUGAAGGGGCAGCCAACGCCGGAGCAGCGCAAUGUCCUGGUGGAAAGUGCCAGGAUAGCCAGAGGCAACAUCAAGGACCUGGCUACGCUGGAUGUCAAGGGGCUGGAUGCCCUCAUCAUUCCAGGUGGCUUCGGAGUGGCAAAAAACCUGAGCACUUGGGCCACGCAGGGCAAGAACUGCAGCAUCUCCAAGGAGGUGGAGGGUGUCCUGAGGGCAUUCCACGCCGCCCACAAACCCAUCGGGCUCUGCUGCAUCUCCCCAGUGCUGGCAGCCAAAAUCUUCCCGGGCUGCGAGGUGACCGUGGGACACGACACGGAGUGUGAGCAGUGGCCUUAUGCCAAGACUGCUGAGGCCAUGAAGGAGCUGGGCUGCAGGCACGUGAACAGCCAGGUGAGCGAGGCCCACGUGGACGCCAGGAACCGGCUGGUGAGCACCAGCGCCUUCAUGUGCAACGCCCCCAUCCACCACGUGCACGACGGCAUCGGCAACAUGGUCAGGGAAGUGCUCAGGCUAGCCUGAGCUCCCCCAGGCACCCGGCUCCUCUCCCUGGAUAACGUCCUUCCCCUCCCACAGCAACAGCAGAAGCGACACUCCAGCUCUGUCCCCGAGCUCUGCUGGCUGCUGAGCAGGGACAGUCCUGGA
Molecule: messenger RNA, 836 nt
Organism: Onychostruthus taczanowskii (white-rumped snowfinch)
Lineage: Eukaryota; Metazoa; Chordata; Aves; Passeriformes; Passeridae
Product: glutamine amidotransferase-like class 1 domain-containing protein 3B, mitochondrial
Exons: 4
Coding region: 39-713 (224 amino acids)
Source: RefSeq, a predicted model, not a curated record